UUCAUAACGAUCAGGAAGUCAAUGGUGGGGAUUUGGUUGUCGUGCAUCUUGAGAGGAGACUUUAGUACAGUGACUACAUGUGGAUAUCCGCCGGUCGUUGGUCGCUUUUAUCCGUUUCUAUACGUUAAAGAAAUACUACAUCCACUUUUAUUUCACUACGUUAUAUUAUUAUUAUUAUCUAUACUAUAUACUAGUAAAUCACAAUUUUUUAGUACAACAAAAGUUUAUAAAUAUAUUAUUUUAUAAUUAAUAUUUAUAUUAAAACGGGUGUUGAAAGAUGCAAAUGGAUCAGAUGACGGUGCAGCUGAUACAGGUCCUAGAGAAGACCGUAUCACAAGAUAAAAAUGAGCUGGAAGCGGCGCAACAUUUUUUGGAACAAGCUGCUCUUACAAAUAUUCAUGAGUUCGUACAGAGACUCAGUGGAGUACUGGGUACUCCGGCUGCCAGUACCGUAGCACGUAUGGCUGCUGGUCUUCAACUAAAGAACCAGCUUACAUCCAAAGAUCCAACUUUAAAAGCACAAUACCAACAAAGGUGGCUCGCUAUUCCUGCUGAGACACGAGAAUUUAUUAAGAAAAAUAUCUUAGGAGCAUUAGGAACAGAAAAUAAUCGACCAAGUUCAGCAGCACAAUGUGUAGCAUACGUAGCAGUAGCAGAAUUACCAGUUGGUCAAUGGACCGACUUGAUAGCACUGUUGGUAAACAAUAUUGCCGAUCAAAAUGGUACAGAAAUGAUGAAAGAAGCAACACUAGAAGCUAUUGGUUACAUAUGUCAAGAAAUAGACAGUGAAGUUUUGGUAUCUCAGUCAAAUCAAAUUCUUACCGCAAUUAUUCAUGGUAUGAGAGGUUCCAGUACAUCAAAUCAUGUUAAACUAGCAGCUACACGUGCUCUUUAUAAUUCACUUGAAUUUACCAAGGGUAAUUUUGAGAUUGAGUCUGAAAGAAAUUUUAUUAUGGAAGUUGUAUGCGAAACAACACAAUCAACUCAUACGCAAAUACGAGUAGCAGCUCUCCAGUGCCUUGUCAAGAUCAUGUCACUGUAUUAUCAAUUUAUGGAGCCUUAUAUGGGUCCUGCACUUUUCCCUAUAACACUUGAAGCAAUGAAGUCAGAUACCGAUGAGGUGGCACUUCAGGGAAUUGAAUUCUGGUCAAACGUUGCUGAAGAAGAGGUAGAUCUAUCAAUGGAAGAGGGUGAAGCUUCUGAAGGAGGUAGACCACCAUCAAAAGUGUCUCGACAUUACGCGAAAGGUGCUCUGAUGUUCCUCGUGCCAGUGUUGAUUCAAAAGCUUACGAAACAAGAGGAGUUUGAUGAUGAAGAUGAUUGGAAUCCAUCAAAAUCUGCUGGUGUUUGUCUGAUGCUCUUGGCAUCAUGCUGUGAAGAAAAUAUAGUACCUCACGUCCUUCCAUUUGUUACUGAAAAUAUCAAAAAUCCAGACUGGAGAUUCAGGGACGCAGCAUUGAUGGCAUUUGGUUCAAUUCUUGGUGGACUGGAACCAUCAACAUUGAAACCUCUUGUUGAACAAGCGAUGCCAACAUUAAUUGAAUUAAUGUACGACGUCAGUGUUGUUGUAAGAGAUACAGCCGCUUGGACAUUUGGUAGAAUUUGUGAAAUAAUACCCGAGGCAGCCAUCAAUGAAACUUAUUUGAAACCACUGUUAGAAUCUUUAGCAAAUGGUCUGCAUGCUGAGCCAAGAGUUGCCGCCAAUGUUUGCUGGGCAUUCACAGGUUUGGCUGAAGCGAGUUACGAAGCCGCUGAAACUGAAGAUGGACAACAGCCUGAAACUUACUGUAUGUCUGCAUUCUUUGAUUACAUUGUCCAAAAACUUUUAGAAACAACAGAUCGUCCAGAUGGUGCGCAGGCGAACCUACGAUCUGCUGCAUACGAAGCGCUUAUGGAGAUGGUUAAAAAUUCACCUAGAGAUUGCUAUGUAACCGUACAAAAAACAACAAUGGUAAUUUUAGAACGACUACAGCAGGUAUUACAAAUGGAGACACACAUUCAAAAUCAUUCAGACCGUGCUCAGUAUCAUGAUUUGCAAUCGCUUCUCUGUGCUACUCUACAAUCUGUCUUGAGAAGAGUAACACCCGAAGAUGCGCCGCGAAUUUCAGAUGCAAUUAUGACCGCACUUUUAUCGAUGUUCAGUUCGAACUCUGGUAAAGUUGGUGGAGUCCAAGAAGACGCAUUGAUGGCAGUAUCAACUUUAGUUGAACAACUUGGUGAAGGUUUUUUGAAGUAUAUGGAGGCAUUCAAACCAUUCCUUUGCAUGGGUUUAAAGAAUCAUGCUGAGUAUCAAGUGUGUGGAGCUGCUGUUGGACUUACCGGUGAUAUUUGUCGUGCUCUUAAGAGUAAAGUAUUACCGUAUUGCGAUGAUAUUAUUACAUUGUUAUUAGAAAACCUCAGGAAUAAUACAGUCCAUCGGUCAGUGAAGCCGCAAAUUCUUUCGGUCUUUGGAGACAUUGCUCUUAGUAUCGGGCCAGAGUUUAAAAAAUACCUCGAAGUCGUUUUGCAAACGCUUGUUGAAGCUUCGCAAACAGAUGUCGAUCGUAAUGACUACGACAUGAUUGAUUACCUAAAUGAGUUACGUGUUGGUGUUCUUGAAGCUUACACCGGAAUAAUCCAAGGUUUCCGCGGUGAUGCUGAAGGCACUAAUCCGGAUGUACCGAAUCCUGAUGUCCUUUUGAUAGAACCUCAGGUGCCGUUCAUCAUUCAGUUCAUCACCACAAUUGCUCAAGAUCGUGAACAUUUGGAUGAAAGUAUGUCAGCAGCAAUUGGUCUACUUGGUGAUCUCAUAAUGGUAUUUGGAGCUAAACUUUUACCCCUUGUUGAAACUGAACCACUCACUGAGCUACUUAUCAAAGGUAGACGAGCACGUAAUAGUAAAGCACGAGCUCUUGCUAUUUGGGUCACUAAGGAAAUUCGCAAGCGCAAAAACGCUGUUAAUUCUACGUCAAGUUGAUCGCCCCAUGAUUGUACUCUCGUGCGAAUUGAUUUGACUAGAAAGCUAUCGAACACAAUACAAAGACAACAAGAUUGGAUGGUGCGGAUGCGAGUAGAUGGAUGUGCGUGAGUUCCAAUGUUUAAAAUUAAAAAAAAAAAUUGAAAAAAAAAAAAAAAAAAAAUUAAAAAUAGAAAAAAAAUUAAAAAAAAAAAAAA
This is a messenger RNA of Microplitis mediator, 3153 nucleotides long. RefSeq names its product importin subunit beta-1 (gene Fs(2)Ket). Gene Ontology annotation, molecular function: nuclear import signal receptor activity; small GTPase binding. Gene Ontology annotation, cellular component: nucleus; cytoplasm. Bases 278 to 2956 code for a protein of 892 amino acids. Lineage: Eukaryota; Metazoa; Arthropoda; Insecta; Hymenoptera; Braconidae. Gene Ontology annotation, biological process: protein import into nucleus. The transcript has 7 exons. The record is from RefSeq and is a predicted model, not a curated record.